AGCCACAGUGAACGAGUCGGGCCGGCGAGAGUAGCACGGUUCGCAAGUGUAGGUUUCGCGCCUUUCCGAUUUCGCACUAUCUUUACGAAUCCACCUCUGAUUGUUAUAAAAUUUAGUUAAUAACAGACAACAAAAAUUACCGAUAAACAAUAAUAAUUUUGACUUGUUUAUGUGAAAUUGAAACCCCUUUGGAUUGCUAUGAUUUUAUUACUCUACAUUGAAUUACAGAGAUACAUCCAUUGUUUCUACGUGUGUUAAGAUGAUAAUGGUAUCAAUGAUGAGUCAAUGAUGUGCGUUCAAAUAAACACCUUGCUAGAGCACAACAAUUGCAAUGACUUCAGUGAGCAAUGUGACAAAUGCAACUCUCAAUGUAUCCGAGAAUGUGGACCCGACACUCAUUUUCGGACCUCAGCGGGAUUCUAUGUUUAUCGUCGUUCCUAUCACGAUAAUAUACAGCCUCAUAUUCAUAACAGGCCUAUUUGGAAAUAUCUUCACAUGUCUCGUCAUUAUACGAAACAAAAAUAUGCACACGGCCACAAAUUAUUACUUAUUUAGUUUAGCAAUAUCUGACUUGCUUCUUCUAGUUAGCGGUAUGCCCCAAGAGAUGUACUCGAUAUGGUCCAAGUGGCCAUAUGUAUUCGGGCAUACGUUCUGUGUCAUUAGAGGAUUGGCCGCAGAGACAUCUACUAAUGCGAGUAUUUUAACAAUAACAUUAUUUACCAUAGAGAGGUAUUUAGCGAUUUGCCAUCCGUUUGUUUCCCACAAGAUGUCCAAAUUGUCACGCGCAAUCAAACAUGUUAUUUUAUUGUGGAUAGCAUCUCUGGGACUGGCGUUACCGCAAGCGUUACAAUUCGGUAUCAGGGUUCACAAAGGUGUCACUAUGUGUUUACAAACAAGAGUCAUAAUUGAACAUUCCUUUGAAUUGUCAACAUUUUUCUUGUUUUUUGCGCCGAUGAUUGUCAUCACCGUCCUUUACUCACUAAUUGGACUGCGACUGAAUAAACCCACCGUACCAAAAGAAAACGGGACGGGUAAAGAUGUAACGAAAAACAAAAGAGUCAUACAUAAAAUACAGAGGAAAAACAGUACACAGUCAACAAAAAGAGUUGUUAAAAUGUUAGUUGCAGUAGUGGUGGCUUUCUUUAUAUGUUGGGCGCCGUUCCACGCCCAGAGGCUUGUAGCGAUUUAUGGCACAGCUGAAAAUCAUUUAGCCAAAUCUCCGCUACUGCUCUCCGCGUACUACUUCCUGACCUACACUUCUGGAGUGUUCUACUACUUGUCCACGUGUAUUAAUCCCAUAUUUUACCACAUUAUGUCGAAUAAAUUUCGAGAAGCUUUUAAGUUAACAAUGAUGCAGUGGUGCUGCAGAGAAUCGAAUAAACCAGUCACAAAGCGAUGUUCCUACACAGCUGUAUCUUUUUCCAGACACCCCACCUCUAGUUUUAUGAACUCCGGUUCAUUCAAAAACCAAGUUAUAAGCAAGAAGGGGUUGAAAUCUGAAAGCCGGCCCAAAGAAAAUGUACCCAGCUCACGAGUUUUCAAAGUGUGUGAGAAAUGUAAAAGAACAUUCUCUGUGCCAUCUAUAAUUGAAUUAAAAAGUUGUAACCAUAAACCAGAGCUUGAUACAAACAUUUAAAAUAACAGAUAAUAGAAACAAAACUGUCUUAUUUAUCUGAGUGAAAAGAUUUUAUGUGUGAUAUUUUUUUAUUAUUAGAUAAGUAAAUGUGGUACCAGAUAAGUGUAAAUAAUAUUUAAUUAUAUUAUACAAAUUUAUUUGAUUUUAUUAAGUGUUUUAAUCAACGAAUUCUUUUACGGUUAGAACAAAUAGAUAUAAUUAAAAUUGUAAUUAAAAGAUUAAAUUCAUUUAUAAAAAUUUGGAUGAAUUUGGAAAACGAAUGACUGAUAUGUAUGCAUUUAAAAUAUACGUAUACGUAAAGUGACGAAUUUUAUGAAAUAUGAAAUAAAAUGAUGUUGGACAGAUUAUUAAGGAUCUCUCUUCCCCUCUUAUUUAUAAUGUGUAUUGUAAUAUAAAAAAGGUUCCGACAAUAACCAAUAUAUAAUAAUAAAUAACAACGAACGGACCACUGAAAUGUAUUCAAUUAUUUCUAAUUCAGCUCUUGUAAACACCAUUUAUGUGGGUAGGUAAGUAGAUCAGACUAUGGAGUUAUUUUU
Molecule: messenger RNA, 2172 nt
Organism: Colias croceus (clouded yellow)
Lineage: Eukaryota; Metazoa; Arthropoda; Insecta; Lepidoptera; Pieridae
Gene: Dhr-1
Product: pyrokinin-1 receptor-like
Exons: 5
Coding region: 332-1636 (434 amino acids)
Biological process (GO): neuropeptide signaling pathway
Cellular component (GO): plasma membrane
Molecular function (GO): neuromedin U receptor activity
Source: RefSeq, a predicted model, not a curated record